Molecule: messenger RNA, 1830 nt
Organism: Fonsecaea nubica
Lineage: Eukaryota; Fungi; Ascomycota; Eurotiomycetes; Chaetothyriales; Herpotrichiellaceae
Exons: 1
Coding region: 1-1830 (609 amino acids)
Biological process (GO): protein targeting to vacuole; vesicle-mediated transport
Cellular component (GO): Mon1-Ccz1 complex; fungal-type vacuole membrane
Source: RefSeq, a predicted model, not a curated record
AUGGAUGGCGCGGAAAAUGCCACUCCCGAGACAACGAGGAGUCGGCAGGCUUCGACCGCCUCAGAAGGAGAACGACCUCCCCUUCCUCCACGACCGAGCGAAUUGAGCCUCAUGCAAGCCAUGCCCUCUACAGGACACUCUUCCCGCCCGCCUACUCGAGGUCUCGUAGCAGGGGCAACAACGGCGGUGUCCAUGACCGAUGUAAACGCUUACAACCGACCUGACGGCUCCAAAGAACUGCGCGUCAGUUCUUCUCGCACACCCUCCAACCACUCUAUUCGCCCCUCGCCCAGCAACAGAACCAGUGAUGUCGGGGAGGACAACUCCAGCAUCAGAAGCUAUGCACCCAUGGGCCGGUAUAUUCAAGAUGCGGAAAGCAUAUUCGAGGGAGAUGUGCAUGAGGAACAAAAUCUGUCGGCAUCAGUAAGCAGUUCUCGAGGAUUGUUCGAGACAGAGUCGGAGAGCCUGUAUGACGAAGGGGACGUUGAUUUCGACAAGGAGUUUGAAGAGGUGGACGAGAAGGUUGUUGGUGAAGAGGAGGCUCAAAAGCACUGGAUGUCGAAGCGCAAGCAUUUCAUCAUCUUGUCUGCGGCCGGUAAGCCCAUUUAUACUAGGCAUGGAUCGGACGCAGUCAUCUCGAGUUACGUGGGUAUCAUUCAGGCUAUCAUCUCCUCCUACUCAGAGGCAGGUGACCAGCUGGGAAGUUUCCAAGCAGGUGGAGUAUUGUUUGUCGUGCUUUCACAGACAAAUUUGUUCCUAGUAGGAAUAACAAGUCUUCCGGAAAGUGAGGCACAGGUCCGAGUUCAGCUUGAAGCCCUCUAUAUGCAGAUCUUAUCGACUCUGACAUUACCAACUCUGACGCAUAUCUUUUCGGUCCGUCCGUCGACCGACCUCAGACGGCCAUUGCAAGGCACUGAAGUACUGCUGUCCUCGCUAGCAGACAGCUUUACGCGAGGUUCGCCGUCCGCGCUCCUGUCGGCUCUGGAAUGUUUAAAGAUCAGAAAGUCGCACCGUAACAUCAUCAACAGCACAAUGAUCAAAGCCCGAGUAGACGACUUACUCUAUGGGCUUGUGGUCGCUGGAGGGAGACUGGUCAGCGUCAUCCGACCGAAGAAACACUCUCUGCACCCAAGUGAUCUGCAACUGAUAUUCAACAUGAUUUUUGAAGCCGAGGGUGUCAAGGCCGGUGGUGGAGACUCUUGGAUUCCAGUCUGUCUCCCUGGCUUCAAUAACACUGGCUAUCUAUACAUGUACGUUAGUUUUCUUGACAUGGGUGGCGAGCAGGUCCGGGAAAUGGCCCAGAACGAACGCAUCGCGAAAGAGGACUCGGUGGCUAUCAUCCUCCUGAGCGCCAACCGAGAGAGCUUCGAGGAUUUGCACAGUAUGAAGAAUUACCUUGUCCAUGAGUUUCACCGGAACAAGAGCAUGCACAUCAUCCAGACAGCUGUACAGGCCGGCCGACCUGCACCCACAGACAUCGUUGCCGGCACCGUCCUGAGGCAUUUCCUCUACAAAUCCAAAGGCAACGUGCAAUUCUUCAUGCCGUCGUUCUCGCCGGGCUUUGAGACACUGAAACAGCGACGACGGUUGAUGUCGUUGUACCACAAUCUUCAUGCCAGCGUGCAUGCCAAACAUGCAGCUGUCAAGGUCCACCAUAGUGUGGGCGUGUCGGCGACGGCGCUGGCUUGGGUCACACCGAUGUUUGAACUGUAUUGUGUCGCGGGUCCAACAGCCUCGAGGAGUGCGUUGGCCCAGAGCGCGAAUAAGGUGGUGCAAUGGAUUCAGAGGGAGGAAGAGCGGAUAUUUAUCAUUGGUGGUGCGGUAUUUUGA